AUGGUUGAAGAAAUGGACACUACAGGUGGUGCUUUGAAUAGUUUAUUUUCAUUCACUAGCCCAUCUGUAAAAAAACUACUUGGGUGGAAACAAGGAGAUGAAGAAGAGAAAUGGGCUGAGAAAGCUGUAGAUGCACUGAUGAAAAAGUUAAAAAAAACUAAAGGAGCAACUGAAGAUUUACAAAAAGCUCUAAGUUCACCUGGACAACCAAGUAAAUGUGUCACUAUACCAAGGAGUCUAGAUGGCCGAUUGCAAGUAUCUCACAGAAAAGGUUUACCUCAUGUUAUAUACUGUAGAGUAUGGCGAUGGCCUGAUCUUCAGUCACACCAUGAGCUUAAAGCAGUUGAUCACUGUCAAUUUCCAUUUUCUGCUAAACAAAAAGAUGUUUGCAUAAAUCCAUACCACUAUCAAAGAGUCGAAAGUCCUGUUUUACCUCCGGUACUAGUUCCCCGCCAAAGCGAAUAUGCUCCACAGCCGACAUUGCAGCAAUAUCAGCCACCAAUUGAUGUUGGAAUGCCAAUGAAUGUGUCAAUGAACACUGAUGGAUUCCCUGAAAGUGUAUUAACUACUAAUCAAACUACAUCUAAUGACCCCAAUCAAAUUCCGUCUACAAAUAACAUUAAUCCAUUUUCAGAUACAUCUCUAAUAGAAAAUUCUUCAUUUUCUUCAACAGAUGAUCCAAACAAAAUUAAUAAUAUUGACAAAAAUACCAAUUUGGAAGACCUCGAUGGUAUUCCAAUAGUCUAUCAAGAGCAACUCUGUUGGGCUAGUAUAGCAUAUUAUGAACUCAAUUCUAGAGUGGGUGAAGUAUACCAGUGUCAUUCUCCUCAUGUGGUUGUGGAUGGUUUUACAAAUCCUAGAAAUGAUUUAAAUCGUUUUUGCCUUGGUCAGUUAUCUAAUGUAAAUCGUAAUUCAACUAUUGAAAAUACUAGACGACAUAUAGGCAAAGGGGUUCAACUAUAUUAUGUUGGUGGUGAAGUUUUUGCUGAAUGUUUAUCUGACUCUGCGAUAUUUGUUCAAUCACGUAAUUGUAACCAGCACCACGGUUUUCAUCCAUCUACUGUGUGUAAAAUACCACCAGGUUGUUCAUUGCGUAUAUUUAACAAUCAAGAAUUUGCUGGUCUUUUAUCACAAUCAGUUAACCAUGGGUUUGAGGCAGUUUUUGAAUUAACCAAAAUGUGUACAAUACGUAUGUCAUUUGUGAAAGGCUGGGGGGCUGAUUAUCAUCGUCAAGAUGUAACAAGUACUCCAUGUUGGAUUGAGAUACAUUUACAUGGACCUUUACAAUGGCUUGAUAAAGUGCUGACACAAAUGGGAAAACCUCAUGAUGCCAUAACAUCACAUUCUUAA
Molecule: messenger RNA, 1350 nt
Organism: Macrosiphum euphorbiae (potato aphid)
Lineage: Eukaryota; Metazoa; Arthropoda; Insecta; Hemiptera; Aphididae
Source: the annotation of a GenBank genome assembly